AUGAUUGGAUCAGUUACACCUCAACUGAAAAAUGAACAUAUUAGAGAUGUAAAGCUACGAAAGGAGUUGGUCCGUUUUAUACGAGAUGAAACUCAAAGAAUUCAAGAUGAGCGAAAUGAUGCCCGUAUCAAGAAGGCUUUAGAAUCCGGCUUUGAAUUGCCCGACUUGGACCCAAGCCCACACCACGUAUUGGAUCAGUCUGAAGUAUUUGCAAACAAAUUCUCUUUUAUCAUGCGGAAUUCACCAUCCAAUGAAUUAGCAGAGUUGAUGCGAAGACAGAUUGCUAUGAUGAACGAGAUGAGCCAAGUUAUCCGUGUACGCAAUUGGGACGUUGCCCAGCUGACGAAUAAAUGUGAAAGUGCUGUAAACGAUGCAUCCCACAAUGCCGAUGUCCAUCCCCAUGAACUCAGUAAUCUCAAUGAAAAGUUGAGAAAUCUUCAUACUUCUUAUGCCUGUCAAGUGGAGGUACUUGCAGAAAAGCAGCGAAAGGAGUUUAGGGAUAUGGUCGACAUUUUGUAUGACGGCGGAAGUCUUUUCACUGAUGCAAAUAAAGCUGACGACACUUGUGAGCUGAGAAGGUCUACACUGAAAUCGGAGAGUGAGGAACCUGGCAUCAACGAGUGCUAUACAAUUUACAUAGGAGCUCAGCUAAAAUCUAUGCACAAUGUUCGAUUGUUGACUGCAAAAUCUAUGGUAGAUCUUUGUACUCCGUUGAAGGGUACUGAUGUAGGUUCACUGCUUCAAAUGUCAAUUUCGCUUUAUGGAAGACAACUGAGUGCUUUGAUAAUGUUGGUCUCAAGAGAUCCCCUCUAUCAUUGCAGCAAUGGUUCCAGAUUUGCUCAGGUUUGUGAACAGACUACUGAGUUGCAUUUUGAUCCACUGCCUAUCCAGCUCAAAACUGUUGUGGAUUCG
Messenger RNA from Strongylus vulgaris, 912 nucleotides. The record is from the annotation of a GenBank genome assembly. Lineage: Eukaryota; Metazoa; Nematoda; Chromadorea; Rhabditida; Strongylidae.